This is a messenger RNA of Stegodyphus dumicola, 2536 nucleotides long. RefSeq names its product CXXC-type zinc finger protein 1-like. Gene Ontology annotation, cellular component: Set1C/COMPASS complex. The record is from RefSeq and is a predicted model, not a curated record. Gene Ontology annotation, molecular function: DNA binding; zinc ion binding. Lineage: Eukaryota; Metazoa; Arthropoda; Arachnida; Araneae; Eresidae. Gene Ontology annotation, biological process: positive regulation of DNA-templated transcription.
ACGUAGUUUGUAAACAUACUUUCUGGUCAUGCUUUGAUGCGUGUGUGCGUGCAUAAAUGUUUGUGUGUUAGUGGCUCCCUUUGUUUCGUUGUAUAUUUUGAAAGUAUUACUCUCUUUAAUUGUCAUAUGAAAAUCAAUCUUUGCUAAAUUAUUUUCUGCUCGUGAAAUGGAUUUUUACUGCCUAUCUCUAAAUAAAUUUUCCAUUAUACUCUUACAAAACCGUUAUAAUAAAUAGUAAUGUCUGAAGAAAAUCGAAGUUUCGGUAGCUACAUGUCUAGCGAUCGAGAUAUGCACAGUUAUUGCAAACCACCUAUACGAAAAAACUCUGAUGAUGACAUGGAUAAUGAUACUAGUGAAGAAUAUUGUAUUUGUAGAAGUAAAGAUACCAGCAGAUUCAUGAUUGGUUGUGAUAGUUGCAAUGAAUGGUACCAUGGUGAUUGUAUUAGCAUAACAGAGCAAUAUGCAAGAAAUAUUAGAACAUUUUAUUGCUUGAUGUGUAGAGAACGUGAUCCAACGCUUGAAAUUCAAUUUAAGGAAAAAGUAGAGAAAAAGAAAACUGAAUCUGACGGCAAGAAAAGUAAUUUAACUUGUGAAGAUGACAGAAACAGGAAAUCUGCUCGCAGAUGUGGUGAAUGUGUUGCAUGUUAUCGAACUGAAGAUUGUGGCCGAUGUGACUUCUGUAAAGAUAUGCGGAAAUUUGGUGGACCUAAUAAAAUAAGACAGAAAUGCCGUCAACGACAGUGCAUGAACUUUGGUCUUAUUUUAGGCAAAAAACCAAAAUAUAUACCUGGUUUGCACAGUGAAGAUACGGAAGAUAAUGAUCGUUCUGGUAACCUUUCAGCUACUGUUGCACAGAUAAAACUUUCUAAUGACGAAGAAGAUGAUGAUGAUAGGGAUGCAGAUUAUGAACCUCACAGUAAGAGAGCUCACUCAAAAUUGCGACACAAAAGCAGAUCUGGCCGACAAACUAAUAAGCAUAGGAGCAAAAAAGAAGAACAUAGAAAAAAGAGGGGUGAAAAAGAGAAAAGUUCUAGCAAAAAAGAACAUGACAUACAUCCUCAGUGUUAUGGACCAGGCUGUACAUAUCCUUCAAGACAAAAUUCUAAGUAUUGUUCUGACCAGUGUGGAAUGAAAUUGGCUACUAAUCGCAUUUAUGAAAUACUUCCUCAUCGUAUUCAACAAUGGCAGCGUACUGUGUGUGUUGCUGAUGAAAAUAAUCGAAGAGCUCUGGAGAAAGUACGACGCGAGCAGCAAGAGACGAAAGAAAGAUUAUCUGCAUUAAACAAAAAACAAGAAGCUUUAGAAAAACUUAUUGAAGUAGCAAAAAGGACAUCACUGGCUGCAGAUCAAGACAGUUUAGAAGGUGAUACUGAUGAAGCUGAAAUCAGUAUAUAUUGUGUAACUUGCGGUCAUGAAAUAAGUGCUAAAAGUGCAUUAAAGCACAUGGAGAAAUGUUUUAACAAAUAUGAAAGUCAGACAUCAUAUGGCUCAUUUUAUCAAACAAAUAUUGAAGGAAGUAACAUUUUUUGUGACUAUUAUAGUCCUCAGCAAAGGACUUACUGCAAGCGUUUAAAAAUUUUAUGUCCAGAGCAUUCUAAAGAACCAAAAGUAUCUGAUGAUGAAGUGUGUGGAUGUCCAUUGACUGAGGGAGUUUUUAAACCAUCUGGUGAAUUUUGUCGUGCUCUUAAAAAGAAAUGUCUUAAACAUCAUCAGUGGGAAAAAUUCAAAAGAGCAGAGAUUGAUUUGGAUAAAAUGAGAAUUCUUUUCAAAUUGGAUGAUUUAAUUGAGCAGGAAAGAAGCAUUCGUCAGCAAAUGGCUAAUCGAGGUGGAGUAUUGGGAUUGAUGUUACAUCAGACAAUUCCAUAUGAAGCAGUGCCUGAAGGUUGAUAUAAAUUUGUUUAUAUCAUGAAAUAUUAAUUUUUGCUUAAUAAUAUUGUGCUCGGUUUCCAUAAAAAUGCCAUGUUUCAGAAAGAAAUUCAUUUUAAAUAGUUUAGUGCCAUGUUUAAUAGUCUGUUACAUAAUUAUUUAAUUGAGUGUUUUUGAAAGUUAAAAUUUAUGUGCAGAUACAGUCAUAUAUAUAUAUAUAUAUAUGUUACUGCUCAAGUGCAUUAAUGUGCACAUUACCUAGCUAAUCUGAAUUGAUUUGCUGUGUUAAAGUGAGGAAUUGUGAGAUUUCCGCAUUUUACCUAGGUAAUGUGCACAUUGACGACUUCCGUAUCGUUGAAGUUCAUAAGUUUCUUUCAUUGCCUUUCCCUCUCCCUACACUUUGCACAUUACCUUCUAGGCACUUGCUAGUCUGCACAUUACCUUCUAGGCACUUGCUAGUCUGCACAUUGCUGUCUAGGCACUCGUUGAACUGAAAAUAAAGAUCAAUGCUGGAACAACAAUAACAUUUCUAUACACUUAAAUUAACAUGAUGUAAUUUAUUUAUUUUUCAAUAUCUAAAAAAUAAGUGGUACAACUCUGAUAUACGCCCUAAUUUCACCAAAUGUGGCGAUAUGUGUUCCGCGAUGGUUUUUGGCGUGAUUGUGUGUUA